GAAGAGGAGGAGGGAAAAAGAAAGAACCCCUAAAAAAGUCUAAAACCCUUGUCGGAAUUAAGAAGCACUAUGGAGUGUAGUAGCUGAAGAUUUUUCUUUUCCGAGAUGCGUUUUUUGCUUCGUCUCCCUCAAACCCACCUGCGGAAACUGACUUGUUCGAUGUCACUACUCAUGGGUUCGAAGCAGUUCCUCGAGCUUUGUCUUCUUCCUUCUGUUGCAGCUUCGUCUUCCCUUUCUCCUUCUUAUACCCUUCAAAGGCAACUCUCUUCCGCUCCUAGAAGAUUUCGUCCGGUUUUGGCCUCGAGACCCGUGUCCAAAAGCAGCCCUUAUCACCAAGGGCCCAAUGGUGUAUCUCCCUACACUUCAAUCUCCAGAGCCCCAAAUCCUGUUGAUCCUGAAGAUGGUGCUGUGCAAUCUAGAUUAGCCAACUUGAGGCUGAAAUUGGCUGAAAAUGGAAUUGAUGCUCAAAACUGUCCCUCCGGACAAUACAGUGGUUUGAUAUGUCCCCAGUGUGAAGGUGGUGACUCUGGAGAAAAAAGUUUGUCUCUUUUCAUUGCUGCUGAUGGUUCUUCGGCUACAUGGAAUUGCUUUCGAGGGAAGUGUGGGUUGAAAGGUGGAGUACGGGUGGAUGGUAAGUUUACUACUUCUGUAGUUCCAGUGGGGAAGGCUGAAAGAAAAGUUACAGUGGAGAGUUUAGAGCUAGAACCUCUGUGCGAUGAGAUUGAGGAUUAUUUCGCUGCAAGAAUGAUUUCAGCAGAAACACUCAAGAGAAAUCGAGUUAUGCAGAAAAGAAUAGGUGAUGAGAUUGUAAUUGCUUUUACGUAUUGGCAAAGAGGGGAGCUUGUUAGUUGCAAGUACCGCUAUCUAACUAAGAAGUUCUUUCAGGAAAAGAACACGCGGAGGAUCUUUUAUGGGCUUGACGAUAUUGAAAAAGCAUCUGAAAUCAUUAUAGUUGAAGGGGAAAUAGACAAACUUGCGGUGGAAGAGGCAGGUUUUCGAAAUUGUGUGUCCGUUCCUGAUGGAGCUCCAGCGUCGGUUUCUUCAAAGGAAACUCCAUCUGAAGACAAGGACACGAAGUAUAAGUUUCUAUGGAAUUGUAAUGACUACUUAAAGAAGGCAUCUCGGAUUGUUAUUGCUACUGAUGGAGAUGGAGCUGGUCAAGCUCUGGCUGAAGAAGUUGCACGGCGUCUGGGCAAGGAAAGAUGUUGGCGUGUCAAAUGGCCCAAGAAAAGUGACGAUGAGCAUUACAAAGAUGCUAAUGAGGUGCUUAUGUCUAUGGGACCUCAUUCACUCAGUGAAGCUAUUCGAAGUGCUGAGCCAUACCCAAUACAAGGAUUGUUCUCCUUUAAAGAUUUCUUUGAUGAAAUUGAUGCCUAUUAUCAUCGGACUCAUGGACAUGAGUAUGGUGUUUCAACCGGAUGGAAAACUUUGGACAACUUCUAUAGUGUUGUGCCAGGGGAGUUGACCGUUGUGACAGGGGUUCCUAAUUCUGGAAAGAGUGAAUGGAUUGAUGCUUUGUUAUGUAAUCUCAACCAUAGUGUUGGCUGGAAAUUUGCGCUCUGCUCGAUGGAGAAUAAAGUACGAGAUCAUGGCAGGAAACUUUUGGAAAAACAUGUCCAGAAACCCUUCUUUGACGCAGAUUAUGGGAGAAGUGUCCCAAGGAUGAGCGUUGAGGAGUUGGAUGAAGGGAAACUGUGGUUGAAUGACACCUUCACUCUCAUAAGAUGUGAACUGGAUUCACUUCCAAGUAUUGGAUGGGUUCUGGAACGUGCAAAAGCUGCUGUUCUUCGGUAUGGGAUACGAGGACUUGUCAUAGAUCCUUACAAUGAGCUUGAUCAUCAACGCACUCAACGACAGACGGAAACAGAAUAUGUCAGCCAGAUGCUGACGAAGAUAAAACGAUUUGCGCAACAUCACUCUUGUCAUGUCUGGUUCGUUGCACAUCCAAAACAGUUGCAACAAUGGGACGGAGGUCCACCAAACCUGUAUGACAUUAGCGGGAGUGCACAUUUCAUUAACAAAUGUGACAAUGGGAUUGUUAUUCACAGAAACCGUGAUGAAAAGGCUGGACCUCUUGAUUUAGUGCAGAUUUGUGUCAGGAAAGUGCGAAACAAGGUUGCAGGACAGAUUGGUGAUGCAUACUUGUGCUACGACAGGGCAACUGGUUUGUUCUCAGAUUCUCCUAUAACACCUGAGAAGCCUGAGAGGAGAUCAAGCAGACGGCCAUGAUCCGGUUUGGUGAGUUGAACACACACAUUGGGACAUAGUCAAUAACAUUUGUCUGCUAAAUUUUAUCCCUUUUUGUUAGAAUUCAAAGACUGUCUAAGUUUAAUGUGGAUGGUUUUUACGUGUUACUCUCUUCUGUCUGGUGGAUCUGAUUCAAAAACGUGAGUUUUAGAUUUGAUUUGUGUACAGCUCCAUGAUCUGGUGAUCUUUUGUGCUCUGUCUUUUUCUGUAGUUUGUGCUGCUUCUCUUUGUCUCCUCCCUUUUAUUGCGGCUGGUUCGGCGGGGUGAGUUUAGUUUAGCUGGAACUGUUAGACUUCAACUUCUUUGUUAUAAGUUAUUACAACUCUUUGCUAGCUGCUUCAAUCAUUUGCACUGCUUUGGCUUACUUCUCUUUGUUGUUUUAUCUUAAUUAUGAUUGGCACGCAAAU
Eruca vesicaria subsp. sativa (arugula) is the source of this 2654-nucleotide messenger RNA. Lineage: Eukaryota; Viridiplantae; Streptophyta; Magnoliopsida; Brassicales; Brassicaceae. The record is from the annotation of a GenBank genome assembly.